AUGACGCUGGAGAAUCCGUUCUUUGUCGUCAAGGACGAAGUCUGUAAAGCCUUAAAUAAAAAUCGCGGUUUAUACGGGCGUUGGACGGAAUUACAAGAUGUUAUUGUUACGAGUCCUACGAGUGGAGGGAUUCCCAUCUCAUAUGAUGAAUUAGAGUGGACAACUACAGAACUACGGAAAGCCUUACGUUCGAUCGAAUGGGAUCUGGAUGAUCUGGAGGAUACGAUUUGUAUUGUUGAAAAGAACCCCACAAAGUUUAAGAUAGAUAAUAAGGAGUUAACGGUUCAACGAAGUUUUAUUGAACAAACGCGAGAGGAAGUGAAGAUCAUGAAGGAUAAGAUGAAUUUAAGUAGGAGCCGGGACCGUGACAGUACAGCAAGACAGCCGCUAUUAGAUAAUAGUCCUGCCCGAGUUCCUGUUAACCAUGGUACAACUAAAUACAGUAAAUUGGAAAAUGAAAUUGAUAGUCCAAAUAGGCAAUUUUUGGGUGAUACAUUGCAACAACAGAAUGACAUGAUAAGACAACAGGAUGAACAAUUGGACAUGAUAGGAGAAAGUAUUGGAACACUUAAAACAGUGUCUAGGCAAAUCAAUACCGAAUUAGAUGAACAAGCUGUUAUGCUAGAUGAAUUUGGUAAUGAGUUAGAGACGACUGAUUCUAAAUUGGAUGCAACAAUGAAAAAAAUGGCCAAAGUUCUUCAUAUGAGUAAUGAUCGGAGACAAUGGGUAGCCAUUGGAGUGUUGACAGCUAUAUUGGUGUUUCUAAUUAUUUUGUUUAUAAUUAAGUGAAUCAUUUAAUUUCUUAGCAUCCCUAAGAAUUAUUGGUUCUUCUUCAUAGCAUUUAGAUGAAUGUGUUACAUUCUGUUUUAAUAACAAAUUACUGAUAGCGAUAUUUUA
This is a messenger RNA of Dufourea novaeangliae, 897 nucleotides long. Its product is annotated as syntaxin-6. The transcript is spliced from 7 exons. Gene Ontology annotation, biological process: intracellular protein transport; Golgi vesicle transport. Gene Ontology annotation, molecular function: SNAP receptor activity. Bases 1 to 789 code for a protein of 262 amino acids. The record is from RefSeq and is a predicted model, not a curated record. Gene Ontology annotation, cellular component: membrane. NCBI's taxonomy places the organism in Eukaryota, Metazoa, Arthropoda, Insecta, Hymenoptera, Halictidae.